UAGCCACGGUGUUUUGCAGCCCAUCAUCGGCCGAAAGACGUGUCAGGUUGCGAUUGUGCCGGCUUUAAACCCAACAAAACCUCAAACAAAUCCGCCUCUACGGAUUUCUACCCCGUUUGGAAGAUAAACCCACCACCCAGAGGCGACAAAACAUGUUGCUCGCUGGAAUAUUUUUCGCCCUUUUGGCGCUUAUCCGAGUCGACGCCAGCGUGAACGGCAUAAUCGACACCACCGGCAAAGACAAAAUGAAGUUAAUGUCUGCCUUUACAAGUGGUUUUGUAAAACUGCAGCCAGAUGACUUGGAUUCACUCUACUAUGCUACCAAAGGCUACACCAUGAUGAAAUCCACAUGGGUGAGGGUGUUUGAGUUGGAUGGCUGCCACCAUUUGAAAACCUACUACAAGGCUGAUACUGCACCAGAGGCACAGUUUCAUGCAUUGAAUGCUUAUGCCACCCUUAAAUGCGCUGGCAAGUUACAGACUGAUGCCACAAUCACAGCAUUGAAAGCAGCACUUGACAAGGGUGCAAGCACAGCCGACAUCCGCUUCGCAAUGGAGACCCUUCAAUACCUCAAACAAUCAAUCCCCAACCCCGCGAAAAUCGCCACAACAAUCCAAGCCAAACUCAAAGAAGACGACUCAUUAGUCAGUCUGGGCCACGCUCUACACGCCGCAGCAAUGCUGGGCACACACGGUAAAUUCAUCAACGAUCGCGUUGAAGACAUCGUCGUUCAAGCCGAUGAAGUGGACUCGAAAAUGCUACAAUUCGAAGGCGGUCUGAGCGUGACAAGUCUCCUCUUGACUGGUUUAUACUCCAUCCAGACAACUAAACCGUUCACACAGGAACAAGUCGAUAAAUUCGCCAAUUAUCUUUUGACUCGUCGCAGUGUGCAAACCGCCAAGGGAGCAGUCGCUUUACUAGAAGCAGCUGAGAGUUUAUCUAAAAACAAUCCACCUGUAUGCAUUACACUGGUUUCCAACACGCCAGUAUCUCUAGAUAAGCCCGAAUUGAAAAUCCGCAUUUCUGAUUUAAUGGGCAACCCACUCAAACCCCAACCUACGCCUGUAGUAGCCCAGAGUGCGACUCGUGUCACCGAUGACGUUGUUGUUUUAUCCAAACAACCCUUGAGUCCUGGAACAGUGUCAACCGAAUUUAUCCUACCGAUGAAAUUGGAGCCUGGACAAUACAAAGUCGCAUUAUCCGCUGGGCAACAUUCUGCUGUGUUGAUGACUCGGGUUGUAGGCCCGAUAAAAAUCGAAUCUAUUGAAUUAGGCGUUGAAGUAAUCGAUGGCAGUCAAGCUGCAAAGUUAUCCAUGAUACAAUACCCGCAAAAAAUGACCACACCGCUGCAGGCCGACUCAAAUCACAAUUUGGUCGCGAAGUUUGCGCUCCCACGUGCUGUACAUCAAGCGUUCCUGCGAUUGUACACCGAUAAGAAGGAGAUUAUUUUCAUCGGCGAGCGCGACGCGAGUAAAAUGUAUAAAAUUGUCGUUAAUCUCGGCAAUGAGCUCUCAUUCUCCGCAUUAUACAAAAUGGAAAUCAUUCUGGGCGAUGCCAUUAUGAGUAAUCCAAUCCGCUGGGAAAUUGGUAGCGUUGAUGUGAAACUCACCAACUCCGAAUCGCCGGUUGUAACACGCGGUGCAAAACCUGAAAUUGAGCAUAUGUUUAGGCAACCAGACAAACGCCCACCGCAAUUCGUCUCCAUGUUGUUCACGGCUCUCUGCGCAGCUCCUUUGUUAAUUUUAUUAAUCAUGUGGGGUUCAAUUGGUGCGCCAUUGAACAACUUCAAUUUCUAUUCCAUUCCGUUCCAUUUGGGCUUCACUGGAAUCAUGGCGCUGUACACUUACUUCUGGUUAUGGGGAAAUAUGUUCACGACGUGCGCGUGGCUCCUCUACAUCGGCGGAUUUACUUUCAUCGCUGGCAAUCGCAUGUUGAGGAAUAUUGCUUCAUCUGGAGCUAACACAAGCAGCAAAAAGUAACUAUGUUUGAACAAUUUGAUUGCAAAAAGUGCAAAUGGGAGAUGCGCAUUGAUUAAUUAAAUAUUUACGAGGUUUUUAUGCCCUUGGUAAAUAUUUUCUUAAUGUACACAUGAUAUAAUAUAAGCAUUUGGUUAGUGUGGAGUGAUACGACAGUUGUGUAACGUCCCAUUUUGUUUUCACAUCAAAUUGAUAUUGAUGAUUUACCAAACACAGCGACUGCGACUGAGACGGUGUUUAGUACUGCAUUUUUACAACAAAUACAUACAGUAAAUAAUUACUUCUAA
Molecule: messenger RNA, 2263 nt
Organism: Dalotia coriaria
Lineage: Eukaryota; Metazoa; Arthropoda; Insecta; Coleoptera; Staphylinidae
Gene: OstDelta
Product: oligosaccharide transferase delta subunit
Exons: 3
Coding region: 153-1979 (608 amino acids)
Biological process (GO): protein N-linked glycosylation
Cellular component (GO): oligosaccharyltransferase complex; membrane
Source: RefSeq, a predicted model, not a curated record